Molecule: messenger RNA, 1338 nt
Organism: Perognathus longimembris pacificus (Pacific pocket mouse)
Lineage: Eukaryota; Metazoa; Chordata; Mammalia; Rodentia; Heteromyidae
Gene: Rfc4
Product: replication factor C subunit 4
Exons: 11
Coding region: 170-1261 (363 amino acids)
Biological process (GO): DNA-templated DNA replication; DNA repair
Cellular component (GO): nucleus; DNA replication factor C complex
Molecular function (GO): DNA binding; ATP hydrolysis activity; DNA clamp loader activity
Source: RefSeq, a predicted model, not a curated record
AGGCCGACUGUCCUCGGCGUGCAGGAUAGAGCUGAGACUCUAUCUGCGCCCCGGCUUGUCCCCAACCCGAAACCCCAAGAGCGAGCGAUAGGCGGGCUCGCUCCGGUGACUGGAGGCUCACAGGUUGGGGCCACCCUGCGCGGGAAGCCAGGUGUGCAGGGAAGAAAUCAUGCAGGCAUUUCUAAAAGGUGCAUCUGUCAGUACUAAACCACCGUUUACCAAAGAUCGCGGAGUAGCUGCCACUGCAGGAAGCAGCGGAGAAAACAAGAAAGUCAAACCUGUCCCAUGGGUGGAAAAAUAUCGCCCAAAAUGUGUGGAUGAAGUUGCUUUCCAGGAAGAAGUAGUUGCAGUGCUGAAAAAGUCUUUAGAAGGAGCUGAUCUCCCUAAUCUCUUGUUUUAUGGGCCACCUGGAACUGGUAAAACGUCCACUAUUUUAGCAGCAGCUAGAGAACUGUUUGGGCCUGAACUGUUUCGAUUAAGAGUUCUUGAGUUAAAUGCAUCUGAUGAACGUGGAAUACAAGUAGUUCGAGAGAAAGUGAAAACUUUUGCUCAACUAACUGUGUCAGGAAGUCGUUCAGAUGGGAAGCCAUGUCCUCCUUUUAAAAUUGUAAUUCUGGAUGAAGCAGAUUCUAUGACCUCAGCUGCUCAAGCAGCUUUAAGACGUACCAUGGAGAAAGAGUCUAAAACAACCCGAUUCUGUCUCAUCUGUAACUAUGUCACUCGAAUUAUUGAACCUCUGACCUCUAGAUGUUCAAAAUUCCGCUUCAAACCUCUGUCAGAUAAAAUUCAACAGCAGCGGUUAUUAGAAAUUGCUGAAAAGGAAAGUGUCAAGAUCAGCAGUGAGGAAAUAGCUUAUCUUGUUAAAAUAUCAGAAGGAGACUUAAGGAAAGCCAUCACAUUUCUUCAAAGUGCUACUCGAUUAACAGGUGGAAAUGAGGUUGUGGAAAAAGUGAUCACAGACAUUGCUGGGGUAAUACCAGUUGAAACCAUUGAUGGGAUAGUAGCUGCAUGCCAGAGUGGGUCCUUUGAUAAACUAGAAGCUGUGGUCAAGGACUUAAUAGAUGAAGGCCAUGCAGCAACUCAACUUGUAAAUCAACUCCAUGAUGUGAUUGUAGAGAAUAACCUUUCUGAUAAACAAAAGUCCAUCAUAACAGAAAAACUUGCUGAUGUGGAUAAAUGCCUAGCAGAUGGUGCUGAUGAACACCUGCAGCUCAUCAGCCUUUGUGCAACUCUGAUGCAGCAAUUGACUCAGAACAGCUAAACAUAGUACUCAUCUGGAUCAUACAGCUUUGCAUAACUACUUGAUAAGAAACUAAUAAAUGUUUUUGUAGCACUCUA